GCACAUCCGGGGAGAGGAUCAGAGGGCGGCACUGGGCGCCUGCGCUACAUGAAGGUGGGACAGAGAGAGGCGCAGGGCCGGCCUGAGUGUGGUCCUGUGACCCCCGAGCCCAGCCCCGUGCUCUGGGCCUUAGUUUCCCCUCCCCGGCCAGGCCAGGGCUCAGGAUGCCAUCUGCUUCACUGAACCCAUCUGUCUGAGACUUGCUCACAUCUUCCUCUUUUGUGACUAGAAGUCACAGGGCAACGCACUGAGCCGCACAGGCACGGAGGGACCACAGAGCCUCAGAGUGUGAAGGGACAGAGGGGAGAGCGGCAAGAGAAGGGGGAGAAGGGGAGCCGGCGCAGAGGUGCCAGGACCAUGGCCGAGUCUGUCACCUACGCAGACCUGCGGUUCGUGAAGGCUCCCCUGAAGAAGAGGGUCUCCAGCCAGCCAGGACAGGACCCAGAGGCUGACGAUGACGGGGAGCUCACCUACGAGAACGUGCAAGUGCCCACACUCUCAGGGGGGGCCUCAAACUUGGCUUCUUCUGGGCUAGGGGACAAGGCCGGGGUGCAGCCGGAGCCGGCCGCCGCGCCCUGGAGCUCCGUGACGUCGCCCGCAGCCUGGCGGCUCCUGGGCGGCCAGGGCAGCCCAACCUGCUGGAAAUACCUCCUUCUGGGCCUGCUCCUCACCUGCCUGCUGUUAGGGGUGGCUGCCAUCGCCCUGGGGGUGCGCUAUGUGCAGGUGUCUCAGCAGCUCCAGCACACGAGCAGGGCCCUGGACGCCACUAACAGCAGCCUGAGGCAGCAGCUCCGCCUGCAGAGCGCGCAGCUGGGCCAGCAGGAGCGGGAGCUGCAGGGCUCCAGGAGGGAGCUGGCCCAGACGCGGGAAGCGCUGCAGGUGGAACAGCGCGAUUGCCAGGCCGUCAGGAAGCAGUCGCAGGACUGGCUGGCCGGCUGGGAGGAGACAAAGGAGGCCCUGAGACAUGAGGAGACGCAGAGGAGGGACGUGGAGGAGAGGCUGAACCGCUUGCGGGACACGCUGAAGCCCCUCUGCGUGCCGGAAACGCCGAAGUCCAACUUGGAACACCACCACCCCUCAGACACCUGCUGUCCCGUGGGAUGGAUACUGAUGGCGACGAAUUGCUUUUACAUCUCACUUAUUAAAAGAAGUUGGGAAGACAGCCAAAACUAUUGUAAAUCUCUGUCCUCCAACCUGGCCACGAUUACGGUGAAUGAGUAUUAUUCAGAUUAUUAUAGCACCAGUGUAUAUAAGGUGUUGGAACAAGCUGAACAGUCUGGUUCAUAUUGGAUUGACACCAGGUUGAAGGACAGGUCUCAUGUUCCCCAAAGGAAAAGAUGUCCCUUUGUACAAAACAAGUGGACAAGAUACCAAUACCAGACAGAGUGUACUACUUCUCUUCCCUGUGUCUGUGAGAUGGCACCUAUUAGGUACCCAGAUUACCACUGAGCUGACAUUUCCUCAACCUGCCUGGAUAGUGCCUGGCCAAGGGCUGAUCUAUGCCUGCUGCCUGCCUGAAAUCCUGUCCCAGAAACUGGACUAUUCCUGGGAAAAGGGUACAGAAGAGAUUUUGGGACCCCCAAGAACCUCC
Messenger RNA from Myotis myotis, 1591 nucleotides. It is a transcript of the gene CD72, whose product is annotated as CD72 molecule. Gene Ontology annotation, cellular component: plasma membrane. The record is from RefSeq and is a predicted model, not a curated record. The transcript is spliced from 9 exons. Bases 358 to 1449 code for a protein of 363 amino acids. NCBI's taxonomy places the organism in Eukaryota, Metazoa, Chordata, Mammalia, Chiroptera, Vespertilionidae. Gene Ontology annotation, molecular function: transmembrane signaling receptor activity.